Molecule: messenger RNA, 2036 nt
Organism: Paramisgurnus dabryanus
Lineage: Eukaryota; Metazoa; Chordata; Actinopteri; Cypriniformes; Cobitidae
Gene: rab10
Product: RAB10, member RAS oncogene family
Molecular function (GO): GTP binding; GTPase activity
Source: RefSeq, a predicted model, not a curated record
GGUCGCUCUAUUCGAAGGCGACGGCGGUUGGUCGGUCGUCUGUGUGUUUGUCCUCUUCUUAACUCCAAAAACGGACCCGGUACGGGCUGUCGGUUCUGAUCCAGUUGCGAGACGUGCGGGUGGUGAUUUGUUCGGUUCGGGAUUGCUGGGAUGAAGCGGAAUAUUUUUCAUUUGAAUCAGAUCGCUGGUGUAGUUUGAAGAAAGAGAGAGAGUGAGUCGGGCGGAGGAGCCAUUUUGUCCCGACUGUAAGAGAGAAAGAAAGAAAGACCGAUAUAAAACAACACAUAACAACACAAAAUACGCACGCCGGAAGUAAACGCACAUCCAUAAAGAUCUCCGUUGAAGUCUAAAAUAGACCACAGAGGGAAAUUAACGAAAUUAAGCUGUCGCGAGACUGACCCGUGUGUGUUUUUGAAUCACACACACGCGCACAAUCUUUCUUUCUUUAACACACACUCGGUGUCCAUCUGUUUAUCGUCAGUGUGUGUUUAUAAGGAGCUCAAAUGGCGAAGAAGACAUAUGAUCUGCUGUUUAAACUGCUCUUGAUCGGUGAUUCUGGAGUGGGAAAGACCUGCGUCCUGUUCCGUUUCUCCGAUGACGCCUUUAACACCACCUUCAUUUCCACUAUAGGAAUUGAUUUUAAGAUUAAAACAGUUGAAUUGCAAGGAAAGAAGAUAAAGCUACAGAUAUGGGAUACAGCAGGUCAGGAACGGUUUCACACCAUCACUACCUCUUACUACAGAGGGGCCAUGGGCAUCAUGCUUGUAUAUGACAUCACCAACGGCAAGAGCUUCGAAAACAUCAGCAAAUGGCUCAGAAACAUUGACGAGCAUGCUAAUGAGGAUGUCGAGAGGAUGCUGCUAGGCAACAAGUGUGACAUGGAGGACAAACGUGUCGUACCAAAAGCCAAGGGUGAACAGAUCGCAAGAGAACAUGGGAUUCGCUUCUUCGAAACGAGUGCAAAAGCCAACAUUAACAUCGAGAAGGCGUUCCUAACGUUAGCAGAAGACAUUCUUAAAAAGACACCAGUAAAAGAGCCGAACAGUGAAAACGUGGACAUCAGCACUGGGGGCGGAGUCACGGGCUGGAAGACCAAGUGCUGCAGUUGAACACACACACACAUGUACACACGUCACACAAACACAAUCUUUUCUUCUGUAUCCCUCUUUCUUACCCCCUCACCUUCUCUCUUCAUUCACUCAUCCUUUGUUUCCGUCUAACACUCUUCCGUUCUGUCUUUCUCAUGGGAUUCUCUGUAAAACACAACUCUAACGUUUCUCACACAACUGCUUGCUGACAUCAUUUUUAUUUCUGUAAAAAAAUGUAAAGAGAAGUCGUUUCAUGUUUCUUCUUAUUUUAAACUUUAAAGAAAGAACGAAAUUAGUUUAAACAAACAAACAAAACAAAGGCGCAUUCACCACUACACGAAGACCAGCAGUGGACCUGGAGACGCUGUAUGUCGGCGCAAAGGAACGGCGAAGCGUUCAGUAUGACAUCAUAGAUGAAGACUUUGUCCAGUGUUAGUGUGAGAUCUUCUCUAGCUGGGGUUAUUUGAUUUUUUUUGUUUUUUUCGUCCGGUGCCUUAAAGUAGAGCAUAUAAGCUCAUCCCCCCCACCCCAAAACACACACAUAUAACCAUCACUCUUCUGUAACCCAUCCAGACACAAACAAACAAUGGUCCUCACCUGACCCCCGCAAGCUGGACCCCACACAUGCCCAAGCGGAACCAUCCAUUCUGUUUGCACAGAAGAGAAUGGCAUUAUAUUUUUGUUUUUAAAUCUAAUUUUUUUCUUUAUUACUCAGAAUGAUUGUUUUAUGAAUAUCGGUAUGUAUUUUUUUGUUUACCCUCACUCAGUUACUCAUUCUCUCCUGCAUGCUGGUUUCUUUGGGUUUUUGGGGUCUUUUGUAAGUUUUGCCAUGUUUGUAAUUCACAGGAAGUAUCUCUUCUAGUCAAGAUACGUGUCAGGGAGGGGAGUGUUCUCUUUGGAAAUUCAAACAAUUUUGCAGAUCCAUUAAAAAUAAGCUUGUUUAAGUUA